This is a messenger RNA of Amoebophrya sp. A25, 654 nucleotides long. Lineage: Eukaryota; Dinophyceae; Syndiniales; Amoebophryaceae. The record is from the annotation of a GenBank genome assembly.
GAAGAACUCCAGCUCCUAAAACUCAUCACCUAUCAGCUGCCGCGACCGUCACUCGAGGUAGAGAAGUUUCUGCUCCUGAGGGCGAAGGGUUUUCUUGCAGACUUUGAAUUCUCGCGAUAUUUCUCUCAACUGUUGCGUUUACAUCUCCUCACAUGCGACUAUCAGGGAAAAAAAGCCGCGAGCACUCCGCUGGUGGAAGAUGUGUGUCGCUUUCUGCGUGAUACGCUUUUGAACCUCCUGUUGCGUGCGCGCUGCAACUUGCAGCAAAUUCUGCUGAUCGGGAAACGCAAUCAGUUUGCGCAACAUCUCUGGAGUGCUUUUCUCACCGGAUUUCGCAACUUGCUUCUCAGUGUCUCGGAGAACCGUGCGUCCGACGUGAACUUGUUUUUCCUCUAUCCAGCGCUGCAGCGAUUCCGUGAACAUUUUGAGAAACAACAAUCGAUCUAUACAGUCUCGUUGGAGUCGUUGCGAAACGUGCAUGGCAUGCUACGAGUGUGUGAAUGGUGUCACGCAUUGCAACUGGCACAGACCUUUUGUCCAGAGAGCUGUCGCAAAAUAGAUGAAUACAUGAAUCUGAAACUCGAAGACUCGCUAGAAAUCACGCGCGCAGGCGGAGAUCUUGGUGAUCUGGGAAGUGCUGGCGUUGCUUCCGGC